GUCACAUAAAAAACGAAACAUUUUGUGUAAAUAUCUGUUUUGAAGAAUUAAAAAUUAAACGAUGAGAAAUUAUUAAAUAAAGCUUUAUGAAAGAUGCCAAGUAGAUAGUAUUUGCAAGCUGUCAGUGUUUUAGUUAAGAUGUGGGUUACUACUUUUGGUUUGGUCCUGGUGCUGCAGUCUGUGAGGAUCACGUAUGGUUUAUUUGAAAAUUGUGAUAACCUAAUUUAUGUGGAUACAAGUAGAGAUGUUGUAUAUAACUCACCAGGCUAUCCAAAUAAAUAUGGAUCAGGAAGUAGCUGUAGGGCUACUUUCAAAACAAAAGUUGGCUAUUCAAUCAGUUUGAAAUGCGACCUUCUUACGGACAAAGGCCCAUCAGGUUGUGACACGGAGAAAAUUUAUAUAUCUCAAGAUGCCGAUCCGAGUUUUAGAGGUGCAGGCCAAUUUUGUGGAUCAGGCCAUGUUGAACGAGAGUCCGAGUACAAUAAAAUUUCGAUCGCUUAUGUUUCAACAGCAGCACCCGGGUCAGGAAUUGGAGGAAAAUUCACUUGCACUGUGUCUGUUCGAGUACAGGCUUGCGAUUGCGGUUGGUCCCAGCGUGGAAGGCUCGUUGGAGGAACAGAUGCUUCACCAACUGAAUUUCCCAGUAUUGUAGGUUUAGUUGAAAAAAGCUCGAACUCAGUUUUUUGUGGUGGAACAAUAAUCAGUUCCAGAGCCGUUUUAACAGCAGCUCAUUGCUCGCAACUUAUUCCUGGUAAAUUGGCAAGUAAUGUUUAUAUUAUUGCAGGAUAUACGUACUUUUCUUCAACUAGGCCGACUGUGUAUUCCUCUACAUAUAUGAUCAUCAGAAUUAUUGAACACGAAAAUUACAAUCCCUCGACUCAACUCAACGAUAUUGCGCUAUUGAUAACAAGCACUGAUAUAGAAUGGUCUCGAGGAGUUGGGCCUAUAUGUUUGCCUUUGGAUACAUCAUCGUUGUUUGCAUAUGAAAAUGUUCUUCUCGUUGGUGCGGGGACAACUUCUUUCAGUGGACCAAGAUCAAUCAUUGUCCAGAAAGCUGCUGUAAAUGUUAUACCGAACCAACCUUGCAUGAAUUACUUUCCUGGCCUUCAAGCAUCGCAAUUAUGCACUUAUGCAAACGGACGAGAUGCUUGCCAAUUCGAUUCUGGAGGACCCGUUGUAAAACUUGGCAGUACAAGGCAAUACCUGUGCGGAAUAAUAAGCUAUGGUCGUGCCUGCGGAGGAAGUUCCCCUGGAGUAAAUACCAGAAUCACCUACUAUAUUACAUGGAUUCGUAAUAAUGUUGUGGCUAGUUUAUGUUAUAAGCCAUAUUCAUAAGAUUUUGUUUAAAAUAAAAAAUGCGUUUUAACACA
Molecule: messenger RNA, 1370 nt
Organism: Eupeodes corollae
Lineage: Eukaryota; Metazoa; Arthropoda; Insecta; Diptera; Syrphidae
Product: venom serine protease-like
Exons: 6
Coding region: 139-1335 (398 amino acids)
Biological process (GO): proteolysis
Molecular function (GO): serine-type endopeptidase activity
Source: RefSeq, a predicted model, not a curated record